Symbiodinium sp. CCMP2592 is the source of this 9948-nucleotide messenger RNA. The record is from the annotation of a GenBank genome assembly. NCBI's taxonomy places the organism in Eukaryota, Dinophyceae, Suessiales, Symbiodiniaceae.
AUGAGGCGCCAGACCCCUGGGACCGUUGCUUCGCAGGCAGCGCGCUGUUUUGCGCGUACGGCCGUUGCCGAUGGUCUGACUCGCAGCACUUGGAUGAUAUCGAACUUGAAUAUGAAGAGGGCUCUGAUUCCCCUUGCAUACGUAGGAGGUGUCAUCGACAUUCACAAAACAAUGAACCUGCAGGGUCAGCUGCCCCGUGUUCUUGAAAUCAUUGCACCGGCGCAAGGAAUCUAUGAAGGUGACUGGGCCCUGAAGUGGCUCGCUGCACAUGCGGAGGUAGGCUGUGCCUGGUCGCAGGGCCACCCGACCAUGCCUGCACCCAAUCAUCUGGGUGAGCCCACUGUCAGGGCUCUGGGCAGUGACGAGUGUGGUGCCUGGCUCAGGGCUCUUGCCGACGAGGCUGGACAUGAGAACAUCGCACUCUCUGAAGGCAACGUUCUUGAGUUAUUGGCACUCCCAUGGAGCGAAGAGUGCCGAUACCUAUGCGAGGGAUGCCCUUGCUCGCCCGUUAAGGUUGCUUCAAGGUGUCAUCAGAGAGAUCAGUAUGGGCGUCUUCAUUCCGGAUGCCAACCGUGCUAUGCGAUCAAGGACAGUAUCCCUCUCGCAUGUAUGCCGAUUGCAUACUUCAUGGAUACGGGAUCUCUAGUGUUCAACACGGCCUUCAAAUACAUCGGAGGCCCGAAGUUUGGCACUGGACCCAAGAGGGGAGACCACAGACGAGAAACGUGGCCACUCGCUAGCUUCGACUGCCCCAUGUGCGGAGCUUCAUUCCCUGUUGGUCUCCACAUGUGUCACUCUUGCACUAAGCCGAUUCACUAUCCUGAUGGGAUGUUCUACGCCGAUCCUGUGAACCCCUUCCAGGUCGAAUAUUACGGAAGUCAUGCUGAGUGGCUCAAUGAUCUGAUCGAGCGUAACAAGCUUACCGAAUUCCAGCUUCACGAGUUUCCUGCGAUCAAGCAGCUGAGGAAUUUCCCGGUGUCUAGGUCUCUCGCUGAGGACCAUAGGCAGACCGCAUUCUUCGGAGUGCCACCGAUCAAAUGCACCGCUGCUGACACAUCGCCGAAGGAAGUGGAACUGUUCAAGAGAAGCGUGCGCGGUACGAUUCAGGGCGCCAUUCGCUUGGACAUUUCCAUUGAGAGGCUUGUUGCCGGUAUCACUGGCAAGGAAGCUCGAUGUGGAGUAGAAGACUUCUUCAACUCACAGUCGAUCGCAUGUGCUGCCACGAUUGUCAAGCACUUUGGAGCGGUCUUCGCCACAUGUCGCGAAAAGCCGUUGUGCUACUAUGCACGUUGGUCGAUUCACUGCCAGCGCGCAUAUCGAGUCUGCCUGUCGCGAGGGUAUCUAUCCCCCUUUUACACAGGUGUGACGGUCGAUUAUACCGUCGACCAAGAGAUGGCAGAAAAGAUCCGACUUGCUCAUCUGCCCUUGCAAAACGCCAAUUUGGCGAUGAGGCGGCACAUUCGACUCUCCACCGAGUUUGGAACGUUGGAUGAAUUCCGUGCCACUAUCACGGAUACGCAAAAGUAUCAACGGUACAUGCGUGUCGACAGUGAGAGCCUUUCCGCGCUCCUGGCCAAGGUUACCCUUACCACAUGCUACGGCAUUCCGACAAAAGGUGAGCCUGGCUAUAUCUCUGACGAUGAAGCAGAAGAGAUCGAAGGAGCCGCAGCGGCAAGCGAGAAGCCCAAAGGGAAAAGCAAAGGGGAAGACGAAUCCAACGGGAAUACGGCACUCCUUGAUGCAGCCGAAACGCCGGAAGAGACGCGUAAGGAAUUCAAGGAGUUCGUUCGCGAUCACUCUAUCAAGAUCAAAGAAUGCUUUGACGACGAUCGUGCGACAGAGAAGACAUUCUUCAAUCUUGUUGAAGGAGUCAAGGAUCAGCUUCCCGAUGCAAAUAGCACUGACCCGCUUCUGAUGAAAAGGGCUGAGGACGUCUUCGAGGCUCUCCCCGAUGAACUGGAUGAUCCUCCAAGAGUGUUCGAUGUUGCGGCUCGCCAGGCACGACGGCGAGACCCUGCACCUCAGCGCAGGGUGCAGGUCACUGAGCAAAGACAAGCGCCGAUCCCCGAGGCUCAUGCCGUUCCCAUUCCUACGGAUGACGAGGAUGAGGAUGAUACUGAGCUCGAUCGAGCGGUACGACCCGAUCCAACAUCACAGCGCACCGGACGAGAGCAUCUCGGAGGUGUCGCUCCCGAGACGACUCCGCCACCGCCUCAUAACAUGCCGCCGCCAUCAAGUUUGCCGACUCGAAAAUCACAUCGGCAAACAGGCUACAGCGCCGCCCAUCCUGAUGGAGAACCGUUAAUGGUGUCGGGGAGGGCAGAAUACUCCGAUCGAAUGCGAUUGCCCUCAGUGUUGCGAAUGAAGACUCGGGUUCCGGAGUCGGAUCUGGAUAACCCGACGAAGAAAGCCGCAGCCGUCAUCAUCGCGAUGGGCGCAAAUCCCGAUGACGAUAUUAAUAUGAGGGCGGCUGGCGUUACUGUUCCCCAUACCGGGAAUACGGGGACGGGGCGAGCAGCAUCGCCUGGAAGUACGUCCGCUGCUACACAGGAGCGGAUUAAUCCCCAGUUCCCGGCACCUAGCGUUCGCACUGCGUCGAAUCCGCCAUCGAAAUUGCCUCGCGAUGAAAAGUGGGCUCCCUCGAUUGCGCGACCAGCGCCGGCUCAGGUGAUCAAAAGUGCAGAAGCACGCACGCAACAGCGUGCUGCUGAAGAAACGAAUGUUGCUCCGCCAGCUCCUUCCGAUACUGCCUCUUCGGAGCCGCGAUCUCGAACGAUGGGCCCAGCCAAAGAGACCACGGCUAAGGGCAAAUCCCGAACCGGAUCCAACGUGACAGGCCUCAUCGAUGAAGCUGAUGACACGAGGACUUGGCUGUGGGAAAAGGCUCCUUGCGCGGCCAUGGACGGUGGCUACUUCUCGUCAGUGGCUGCUUCGCACAACGAUCCCUCGACCAUCCGAUGGCCUCUGCUCGAGAUGGGCCAGGAGCCUCACUCUCUUGAAGAGGAGUGUCAGCCUUCCGAGUUCGCUCUGAGUGAGCCCAUUGAUCGAGAGCCCGAGGACUCUUGGGACGUGUGCAGUGUCCCUUCAGGUGAUCUUGUCACGAACCUUGCAAAGGAAACACCUUCUUCAAGCCUUGGACCGAAGGGAGAACCCGCGCCUGCCACAACACCUCAACAGAGGGCGUUGGCCUUGGGAGCUUCUCUCUUGUCGCUUGGGGAUCCGGUUCCAUCCUUUGCCUGGGAGUCUGGGUUUUGGGAAAGUUUCUUUGACGACAAGCCCGCAGUAGACAGGAUGGUCCCGGCGCUCAAAUUUCACAGACCAUCUUUCGCAGGUUCGAUAGAAGAGCCGACGCCACCGCAGGCUGAGGUCCAGGCCUCUGCUAAGAGGCCCCGCAAAGAGGGCCCUUCGUCUUUCUUGGAAGUUGUCAAGAAUAGGAGUGUGAUCUCUUGGAGGGACAAACGUGAAGCAGAGCAUCGCAGAGCGUUGUGCAAGUGGUCGUGCAUCUUUGACAAACUUGAUUCUGAGUCUGACCCUGUCAUUAAAACCAUUGCUUCUUUGCCCGAGACGGAGAAGCUCAACACGCUUGACGAUUACAUGGCAAGAAAGGCUCCUAGCACUUUGACAAAAAGGGCUAACUCGAUUCUGAAAAUUAUCAAGGUUGGCGAAGCCAAAGGGUUGAGGUUCCCAGUGAGUGAGCCGCAGCUUUACGAGCUUCUGCAAGAGGCAAAGACGGGUGGAGCUCUCCCGUCUCAGCUCAGAGGGGUCAUGGAAGGGCUACUCUUCGCUCGACAUGUGUUCGAUAUUGCGGCGUUCAGCCAAAUAGCGAUUAGCAGGCGCUGCUGGGGAGUUGGGGCCUCUCGCAUUGCAAAGACUCCUUCAAAGGCCGCGCCAUUGAGAGUGAUCGACCUGGUGGCAUUGCAUCAGGUCCUUGAUUCGAGGUCUAACCCAUGGGACCGCCUCUUCGCCGGCUGUGCACUGUUUUGUGUGUACUCACGAUCCAGAUGGAGUGAUGCACAGCACGUUGAUUCCUUCAAUUUUGACAAAGGUCCUGACAGCCUGAAGGUUUACUAUCUUGAGGCAGUCAUAGACAUCCACAAGAACAUGAACCGGCGCGGGAGGAGCCCAGUGCCUCUCGAGCUUGUUGCGCCGGGCUUGGGGGUGUCUUCAGAGGGUUGGAUUGAGAAAUUCCUUGACGCAAGAACCGCUUUGGGCCUGUCUGCCGAACAUGCCUUCAUGCCUGCUCCUGAUGCCAGUGGAGUCCCGACCAUUAGGGCAUUAGAUUCUGAUGAGUGUGGGGAGUGGUUGCUCAGACUCCUGCCAGACAGGCAGGGCCUUAAGACAACAUCACACAGCCUUAAAAGGACCAUGCUCAGCUACUGCGCCAAAUGGGGAAUUAGCCACGACGAUCGCUUGGCGAUGGGAGGUCAUAGCCACCCAGGACGCAUGAGUGACGAGUACGCAGAUGACGCAAUGGCUAGGCCUUUGAGACUCAUUGAGAUGGUGAUCAAGGCGAUCCGAACAGGUCGGUUUCAUCCAGACUCCACCAGGGCUGGACGUUUCGAGGGAGGAGAGCCCACUUCUGAUCCUGCCGCUCCUCUUCAGGAAGAGCCUGAGCGGGUGCCGCCCGCGAGUCUCGCCGCGCAUGAAGCUCAGACCAGUGAGAUAGAUCGAAUGUUGGAACACAGUUCGAGUGACGAGCACAGUCUUGGUGCUGCACCGUCAUUGCCGGGUACCGAGAACAAGCCACUCCCGAAGCAAUCACUUGUAGAAGACGAAAGGCCUGUAGCCGAAGAGGCUGGAAGUGGGCUUCCGACAGACAGUUCAUCCUCAGACUCAUCCAGCGCGAACUCGAGUGCCAGCGCGCCGGAGCCCUCAGUGCGGCCUGUUCGACUUUUGCCUCCGCCAGUGCCUGCAGAUGGCUGCAGGUUCGUUCAGCAUGCUAGGUUCAAGACUUUGCAUCUGCAGAGGUUGCGACACGUCAACAUGACCUUGUGUGGUAGACUCGUGAAGUCCCCGAUCGGAGAACCGGGAAUUUUGAGAUACGACACCCCGGUUUGUCGGGCGUGCAAGAAAGUAGAAGCCAUGGCUCUUGUGGAUUCACACGCCUCCUUCCGGAGCAGAUGUGUGGAGAUGUGCGGGGGAGACGAGAUGUACCGGAAGCUCGCGGGGAAGGAGAUCAAAUCCUUCUCAGACCUGGCCUUCGCGUGCGGAACCCCGCAGGCUCCUCCGAGUGUCGACGAGUUCCGGGCGUUCAGUGAGGAAAUCCUGGGCCUUGGAGCUCGCUUGGGCGAAACUUCGAAGCUCACUCGCCUGCACUUCGAAGCAGCGACAUACGUCAUCGCUCAGUUGAAGCAACAGGUGGUAGGUGACACCACCGAUGAGCCCAAGCGCCUUCCCUUGGCGGAAAAAGAAGCUCGUUACAGAGAACAGCGGCUACGGCUUUCAGGAUUGGUGAUCCAGGGCGAGCUGCUUCCAUCGCAUGCACUGGUGGAUGCGGUGGCCCACAUGUCCGAGACCAACUGCUUGACAUGGUUAUCUCCCAGCAAAUGUACGAAGCGUGAUCAAGAAUUGAAGAUUGGGCCUAAAGAAAAGUCCAGGAUCCUGACCGUGCUGGAUAACUCAGUGACCGUCACGGCCCAGCCAGACAAGCUCAUCGCAGAUCACAGCACACCGCUCCAGCUGCAAUGGUGCUUGCAGCGACGUGGCCUGGCCUUCGACAUGAAUCGCAUUAUCUCCUGGGAGACUCAUGAGAAAUGGGUUUGCUACUUGCUGCAGUGCUUGACCUCUGACUCCAUCCCAGGAUACAGUCAUGUCACUGUCGCCCAGGUCGUUAAAGCCGAUUCUGAGAUGUUCCUGUUGAUGUCCAAGGAAAUCAAGAACGUCAAGGCAAGCGCAACAGGUGAGAUGGAGGCAGACACUCUGUUAGAUCGCUUGAGAACGGACCCACGAAUUACGAUGCAUUUGCUUCCAUUGCCCAAAGCCCUCAGCAGCCUUGCGACUGAUGCGGUCGUCGAUGGAUCUCUUGAUGGGGAUAAGAACCCCAGGAAAAAGCCGCGCCGUGAGCGCCGCACAUCCGCACUCACAGCUGCGGUGAAGGUGGACAACAUGCCCAAAGAGCUCAAAGACUGCAAGUUCUAUACUGAUCAGUCAGGCCGCCGGCUUUGCUGGACCCACAACACCGGGACUUGUAAUGCUGCAACAGAUGGAGGACACCCGCCAGCAUGCAAGCGCGGAGUGCACGCGGGAAAGGCGGAGGAAAAGGAUCCGGGAAGGCUGACGGGAAGGCCGACAAAGAAUCGAACUGAGACUCCUUGCUAUGACCCGCCACACUUCUUUGGAUAUCGUGAGCCCCAAGAUCAAAUCUUGUUGAGCUCUGAAGUGCGCGAAGAGCCGGCUUUGCAGCAUCGUGAUUCUUCCGAGUGCUCGGCCCAAACCUUCGCUGCCGAUCCUGCUCAUGACCAUUUCGAGAUGAGCUGCUUGAAAUUUUUCUUCACUCCGCAUCACGUGUCAGAUCACGGCCAACACCCGGCUGAAGAGUUCGCGAGAAAUUGUCUUCAGCAAGGCUCAGGCGACUCUUCGUCCUGGAUGGAACUCGCGGAGCUCUUGCCCGACGAGGAAUCCUCCCGUGAAACGGCACAAGACCCACUUGAGAAGUGUUUCAUCACCGGUGCUUAUAACCAAGGCGGGAUCACCGGAGUGCGACGUAACUGCCGACAGUUCCCAGCCUGCACCCGUCUGCUGGUUACCCUAGCUAGGAUAGCCUUCCCCGGUUUGACAUUUACAUCUGUUGGCUUUUUCCGCAACAUGCAGACUGCUCUGCAUAAAGACGCCAACAACUUACCAGGAUCUCGCAACGGGAUCUGCGCCCUCAGCUUUUUCGAAGGAGGUCAGUUGCGCCUUCACCGCGCCGAUGGGCCAGUGAACUUAUCACUCAGCGAAGGACCGCUUCAGUUCGACCCCUUUCUCGAGCACGAGACACUGCCUUGGUCUAAUGGUUCUAGGAUAGUCUUGGUUGCCUUUUCGGUGAACUGCCUUGAGCGCCUCACGCCGGAGCAUCGAGCGGUGCUUGCUGCAUUCGACUUUCUUCUGCCGCUUUCUAAGGACCAGUCUGAGGUCGCAUCGCAGGUUUCCCAGGCCGACUCUCGGCCGGCUUCACAAUUACCUCAGACCGAUGAAGAGGCUGGCAUGUUCCUUGAGUUGUUCGCCGGCACCGCCCGAUUGAGUCAGGCAUUCACGCGCUUAGGUUUCCAAGCUCUGGCUUUUGAUAAGGUCUGCAGGUCCAGCCAUCCCGUUCAGGCGCUCGAUUUCGCUGAUCGGUCUGAGUGCGAGGUCGUGCUACAACUAAUCCAGGACCAUGCCUCUUCCUUGCAGUAUGUGCACAUGGCUCCACCUCAGGAAACCUGCUUGGCUGCCCGAAACAAAGAAUCUGCGACUAACCCGGCCCCUCCGGCCCGGUCUGCCGCGCAGCCCUUAGGUUUGGAAGGAUUGCCAGAGUCGUUGCAAAGGCAAGUCACUGAAGCCAACGACCUUUACAUGUUCAGUCAUGAUGUGUUCAUGCUGUGUCGAAAGUUCAAUAUUGUAGUCAGUGUGGAGGCUCCCGCCUCCUCUCUCUUUUGGCUUCUGCCGAUGAUUCAGGACCUCUUGUCCUGUGCCGAUAAUCAGGUCGUGGAUUUUCACGAGUGCAUGCAUGGCGGUGAUCGAGAUCGAAAGCUUCGCUGGCUUUGCUCGGCUCCAUGGUUCAAGCCCUUGGGGCUCUCGUGUAACCGCAUGCACCCGCAUGCGCCCUGGAACGCAGCUUCCGAUACAGGAGCCAAAGGUGCAUAUCCACAUCUCUUGUGCGCUAGGAUCGCCGAGUUGGUUGCUUCUCAGGUCUGCAGUCUUCCUGCUGCCCCAUCUUUGUUCGGGCCGGCCAGCUCCGUCACACGGCUGGCUUAUGAGAAACAACCCCGUAAGCACCGGGCCUUAGUCAGUGAGUUCGGCGCUUAUGAUGCUUGGGCUGUGCCGCUGGGCUUCACUGCCUGUCCGCCCGCCUUGUUGAAAGCGUACCCUAAAGGUGCUCGUGCUGUUCGUCGCAAGCUUUUGCAUUGGGGUCAGAUACGGGCUUGCGUUCUCCCUAGCCUUGAUUUCGCCUUGCUUGAAUCUAAUUUGGGAUCCAACUGGAAAUGGAGUAUGGACUCGCAUGCUCCCCCUCUCGAAGAAGAGGACCAGCCCAUUUGCAAAGUUUGUGGAUUCAUGAGUGACUCGACCUUUGAAGAUUUGUGCGAGGUACUCUGGAUAGGCAUUCCCCGCUCUCCGUCAGACUUCGUGCAGCAAGCAGUGUUGGCGGGCCACCCCAAAAGGAUACUUGAGGCUCAGAUCGAUGAGCGAACCAAGCUCCUUGUAGAUAACCUUUUGACCGGACGCGCAGCCUGCGAGGACCUGGGGAAAUCGCGACUAGCAGAGUGGAACGAAAUCGCUAAGGAACUCGAGCCUGUGGAGGAACAAGCUCGGAAAUCACUGGAUCCUUUGGUGAGCAAAAUCAUCGACGGGAAGAAAACCUUCCUACUCGAAAGGAAUGCCGCUACGCUGGCCAGGGUCUCUUCUCAGCCGGUUGAUGCUGUCGCUGAAAAGGCCUGGUCCGAAACGCUCGAGGAACAGCAGAAAGGCUGGCUGUUUGAAGACCCAGCUCCGGACCUUUCGUCUGUCUUAGUUGCCCGAAGGUUCGGUAUCAUCCAAGGCGCCAAGACCAGAGUGAUAGACGACGGGAAGGCAGCCGGGAUCAAUCAGACCGUUGGGUUGCCUGAGCGUUUCAGGCUACACAGCAUUGAUUUCAUCUCGGCCUUCCUUGUCUGGGCCAUGAUGGACCCACGGGCCAAAGGGAAACAGGUGAAACCCAAAUUCUUCGGAGCGGCAGCGCUCCCCUUCGGAACGACGGGAUCCGUGGCAGGAUUCCUGAGAACGUCUGCUGCCACGUGGCAUAUCGGCUCAGCCCUGCUGGGCCUCUCCUGGUGCAAUUAUUUUGACGACUUUCCUCUUUUCAGUUUGGACGAGCACUGUCUUUGUGCCGAAUCUUGUGCGGAGGCCCUGCUCGACAUCCUCGGAAUAACUUUCGCAAAGGAAGGGAAGAAAGCCACCGAGUUCUCCAAGCAAUGUCGGGCCCUUGGCCUGAUUAUUGAUCUGAGUGAAUUCGGAAAUGGAGUCGUGUACAUCAAGCACACGCCAGAGCGCAUUCAGGAAUUGAGGCAGACCCUCACACGUAUUCUUGAUUCCGGCUUGCUUGAGUCGUCGGAAGCCGAAGCCCUUCGAGGCAGACUCCAUUGGUUCAGCUCUUUCCUUUUCGGCCGCCGGCCCUGCCAAGCCUUGAGAGUCUUAGGUCUUAGGGCUAAAGGUUUGGAUAGAGGUAGGAAGCUGAGCAGUGACCUUCGUGAUGCUCUCACGUACCUGCGUGAUCGAGCUCUGGAGUCGCCACCUGUGCAGCUCACGCCUGACAUCAAAGAAACCUUUUACGUCUUCACUGACGGAAGCCUCGAGGGAGAAGUAGCCGGCGUGGGCGGCAUUUUGUACGACCCACUCGGUAAACCUCUUUCUUUCUUUGCAGCCAGCCUUCCGCUUGAUGCCCUGAACAGACUCAAGGAAACUUCGAGCCACCCAAUCUACGAGAUUGAGUUGCUGGCCAUCUGGGCCGCUUUAAAGCUGUGGAUGAACCGACUUACCCGUUGCCUAGUAGUGGUUUACCUUGACAACGAAGCUGCGAAGGGAGCCUUGGUAUCAGGGAAGUCGUCGACUCUUCCUGGUCAGUCCAUAGUGAGUUCGGUUCUCGACUUGGAGGACUCAGCAAGGAUCCGUCCGUGGUAUGGCCGAGUGCCAACCAGCUCUAAUCCAGCAGACGAGCCCAGUCGAAGUGUCUUCGGUCAUUUACUGAGGGAAGGAGUGCAAAGGCUUCAAGCUCCGUGCGCUUGGCCGGUUUGA